CCACUUUAGGGGAGAGGUCGACUGUGCGCAUGCGCAACAGUUGCCAUGGCACAGCCGAGUCUUGCCGAGGGAAAUGUUUCUUCAGCUUAAAAGUCAACGUCUUUUUUCUCCUGCAGUCCACGGACGUCUUAAGUAAACCACCUUUGUGCUCAUCUGUUUCCAAGUGGUGUUGUCUUGGUUGUAUGCAGCGUGACGUGCACUUUAACCCGAAAAAUGAAUCACUCGGUGGAAAUCGGCGUCUGCAUUGUUUUCAUCGACGUUCGGGGUCAUGAGCUCUCCAACUGAAAUGACCUGUCAGAGGGGACAGUUAAGGCGGACGGCUCCCAUGCGUGGCGGCAGCCGAAACGAGCUGGUCCCCUCCAAGACCCCGCGGGUCAACGGUUGGACCUGGCCCCUUCAGCUGUUCCAAGUAAUCGCCUGGUUGGUGUACAACUACCUCGCUAUCGUCAGCUUUGGCAUCUUCAUCCCUCUCCUGCCGCUGCCUUGGAAGCAUGUGCUCUAUGCCCUUUCAGCUUUGGCCUUCAUUGUGCACUUGGCCAGCCAUGUUGCCGCAGUGACCAUAGAUCCAGCUGAUGCCAGCGUCAGGGCCAAAAAGUGUUAUGCUGGUCCUAUGCCUCUUUUUGACCGCACGGUGCAGCCUCAUGUCAUCCAGGACCUGCACUGUUACCUGUGUGAUGUCAGGGUUGGUCCCAGAGUGAAACACUGCAGCGUUUGCAACAAGUGUGUAGCAGAUUUUGAUCACCAUUGCAAAUGGCUGAAUAACUGUGUGGGGGGCAGAAACUACAGGUACUUCUUCAUCGCGGUGUCCUCUGCAACAGUCGGCGUGGCUUUGCUGGUCGCCGUGAUCUUGUUCAUAUUCAUCCAACACUAUCUAGAUCCAAACAUCCUACGGACCGCGCCACAAUUCCACGGUGUGCUGGGAAAUGAGACCUGGCUGGUGUUUUUACCAGCAGCCCCCAUAAAGACGAGUUCAGCCGGUCUCCUCAUCGUGGCCUUCGUAACGGUUAUGCUAAGCCUCACGUGCCUGCUACUACUGUGUCAUCUUCUCGGUUUCCAUUUCUACCUCUGUUGUAAAGGCUUAAGCACAUUUGAUUACAUAAAGCUGCAGCGCCAAAAAGAAGCCAGAAGGCGAGAGAUCGAAGUGGGAAAUCCGCACGGCGCACAAAUAAACAACAAUGUCCCGCAUAAUCCAAGGAGUUCUACUGGCUGUGAGCCAUCCUUAACUCACGGUUCAAGUAGUACCUGCAGGUCUAGUGACGAUAAAGGACCACUUAGCAGCCGACUGUCCGAGCCCAUCUGCACAGAGGUGAAUAACUUUAGGAAAACACCAAAAAUGGGAACUAGUUUCCACCAUGAAACACGGAAUUCUGCGGAGAAAGCAAGAGAAAGAGAGCUGAGCACUAUCAGAAGCUGGAAGCCUGAUGCCGGAGAAGACAUUCAGGGUGACACCGUGAAGUCUGUGGACAGCAUUCCGGAAGUGCAGGACCCUCUCGGAAGUUCAGCGAUGACUCGGGAUGACACGUAGCAGUCAUCUACGGUGCACCAGGAUAGGUUCAUGUUCUCAGGGACUAUUGUGAGUCACCAUGGAGCCUUUGCUGAUAAUGAUCACCAGUUUGAUACCAGCCAUGAAGCCAUUUUUCAUAUUUAUUUCAACUUUUCAUGUUGAAUUACAUCAACCAUCCAUUCUUGUAUUGUGUGUCUUGAAAGUCAGCUUCUGUUCCACUAAUGUUAGCCCAGUAGAUGUUUUUUGGCAUCUGGAGCUCUUUCAUUUAUUUUCCAAACAAAAAUCUGUUCCAAGUACAGGGUAGUGAGACAUAAAUCAUGUCGUUUUAUCUGCUGGCCAAGGCAACAACCUUGUAUGGUAAAACAUCCAUCCUCUUGAGAAGAAGAAGAAGGGUGGAACAUAUUCUAGUGUGAGAACAUCAGUUAUCUUAUCUUUGCUGAUUAAUUGUAUGACUCUCUUAUCAUUACAGAGUAAA
Molecule: messenger RNA, 1979 nt
Organism: Dunckerocampus dactyliophorus (ringed pipefish)
Lineage: Eukaryota; Metazoa; Chordata; Actinopteri; Syngnathiformes; Syngnathidae
Gene: zdhhc11
Product: zinc finger DHHC-type containing 11
Exons: 11
Coding region: 269-1525 (418 amino acids)
Biological process (GO): protein targeting to membrane; peptidyl-L-cysteine S-palmitoylation
Cellular component (GO): endoplasmic reticulum; Golgi apparatus
Molecular function (GO): protein-cysteine S-palmitoyltransferase activity
Source: RefSeq, a predicted model, not a curated record